ACUGGUGAAACCAUGGUAAAGAAAACAUCGAACCCUAUCCAUUGCUCAUUUAAGUUAGCUGACUUUUUGAUCGAAGACUGAAACAUUUUCGAGAUGGACCAGCUACCUUUCAAGCAUAUAGAUGGAAGCAUUUCUAUCCCAUGUACUAAAUGUGAUGAGUACGUUGAUGUGCAAAAGCUUCAGGAACAUCGUGAAGCCCAUCGCGUCUGGAAAAUAUUUCGCUGUAAUGCAGAAACUGUUCCCAAAACCACAAAGCAGCUUUUGAAGAAAAGACGUAAUAUCAUUAAUGAAGCGAUUGGGAAAGCCGAUCCAAAUAGGCCAGUUCCUGUGAAGGUUUUGCAGAAGAUUGACUGGGCUUUUGAAAAGAUUCGAAAGACAAUUUCGGAUGACAAGACAGGUUUUAUACAAGAUACGAGAAGUAAAUUGAAUGAAAAUAUAGCAGCUAAAAACUAUCAAGUUGCGGGAACAUCAAGUAAGCUCAAAAGCUCUGGACAAGCUGUUGGCGUUUGCCACAGUCAAAACGAGAGGUGGAGGACUAUUGAUGAGGACAGAUACACAUUUAAAGAAAGUUGUCUUGGUACUGUUGAGCACGGCUUCUUUGGUGUAUUUGAUGGUUACAACAAUGCAGUAGCUGCAGAUAAAUGCUCCAAACAUUUUUAUGACAUUCUGAUUAAACAGAUUGUCAAAACUAACAGUGACUUUGAUUACCACCAAAUGUCUGAAGAUCAAAUUGAAAAAAGGAUAGAAUUAGUGAAGGAAGCACUAAAGGCCUGCUUCCAUGAAAUGGAUUCUUAUCUAUUGAUUGGUGAGUUUGAAUCAUCAAAGCUUCGCUGGAGUGGGACAUCAGCAACUAUUUGCUACAUUGAAAAUGACACAUUGUUUAUUGCGAAUGCUGGUAGUGUUAGGGGUCUCUUUGUUAAAGGUGAUGGGUCAGCUGUUACCAUCACUCAAGACCACACGCUUGAAAACAAAAAGGAAAGAGACAGACUAAAAAAAUCAAAUGCUUCUUUGUCUCUGAGUACAAGGUCCUCCUUGGUAAAUGGCUUACUUGCAAGCACUAGAGGUUUAGGAAAUCAUGGUGAUCCUGUAUUGAAGUCAUUGGUAAUAUCAAGCCCAAAUGUUACUGCAUUGAGAAUUGAUCCUGAUGACCAAUUUUUAAUUUUGUAUUCGGCUGGAAUCUGGGAAAUAUUUAGUGAUAAUGAGGUUAUGUUUCUUUUAGAAGAUAUCAUGCCUGACUUUUCAGAUGUUGAUGUAUUAAGAGAGCACCUAUUGAAACAGGAGCUUGGCAACAGACCCAAAGGACAAAAUGAUCAGAUGGCAAAGAUUGAUGAGAUUUCUGUUGAUCAAGUACAGUCUGAAAGAGAUAAUCAAGAUAUUUUGGCAAAGAAAGAAUCAAAGUCCAAGCGCCAAGCAGAUUUUACAUCCAACAUUAUUGGCCAGAAUGGCAAUCUGGAUGAGGGUGAAAACGCAGUUGAAAUUGAAGUAGAUCAAACCUUUGAAGGGUCACUUGCAGAAAGUAACAUUUCUAGCGAGUCAUCAUCCACUGAUAUACGAUUACCUAGCCCAAAUAGCGGAGAACAGUCUUACACAGAGAGCAAGGCUUGCUUUUUGGCAAGGGCUUUGGUUGAGCGACUUGUUUACAGUGCUUUGCUAGCAGGCUCUCAUGAAAAUAUUACCGCAAUGGUUGUGCUAUUAAAUGGGUGUCCAAUCAAUCUAUACUUACUACCUGAAGUAAAAAGGAAGUCUGUUGUACAGAGGAUAAUUUCAAAGAUUGAAUAA
Molecule: messenger RNA, 1779 nt
Organism: Rhopilema esculentum
Lineage: Eukaryota; Metazoa; Cnidaria; Scyphozoa; Rhizostomeae; Rhizostomatidae
Product: protein phosphatase 2C-like domain-containing protein 1
Biological process (GO): protein dephosphorylation
Molecular function (GO): protein serine/threonine phosphatase activity
Source: RefSeq, a predicted model, not a curated record